GAGAAUAUACAUACUGUUGGUGCAUUAGUAAUAUUACUAAAUAAACCAAGUAGUAGAGCAAUGGGAGAUCUUCAACAGAGAGUUCAUCCGGUUCUUCAAAUGGAAGCCAACAACAAGAAAAUAUCACCAGCUGGGGGAAAGACGGAACAUCUUCCAACACAACGGCCAUUUCCACCUCCUGCUACGGUCGAAAACAAGAAAGCAUCACCAGCUCGCGAAAAGACACAACAGCUGCUUCCAGUACAACGACCACUUCCACCUCCUCCUUUGAUGGUGCGUAAUAAGAAGCGAAAUCUUUGCUGCAGAAUCUUCUGUUGGGGGUUAAGCCUUCUAAUCAUUGGCUUGAUCGCAUUAGCGGUUGCAAUUACGGUUAUAUAUUUUGUUUUCCAUCCUAAAAUCCCACAAUACGAGGUCAACAGUUUACGAGUUAGCAACCUUGGUAUCAACCUAGACCUCUCUCUUUCCGCCUUGUUCAAAGUCGAGAUCACAGCUCGUAAUCCCAACGAAAAAAUUGGGAUUUAUUACGAGAAAGGAGGCCGUCUCCAAGUGUGGUAUACCAAGACAAAGCUCUGUGAAGGUCCUAUACCCAAGUUUUACCAAGGACAUAGAAAUGUAACUAGACUGAAUGUGGAUCUAGCGGGAAGAGCACAGUUCGGGAACACUGUUCUGUCGGCAUUGCAGCAGCAGCAACAGACAGGACGUGUCCCGUUAGAUCUCAAAGUGGAUGCACCUGUUUCCGUCAAACUGGGGAAAUUGAAGUUGAGGAAGGUUCGGAUAUUGGGGAACUGCAAGAUUGUUGUCGAUAGUUUAUCAACAAACAAUAGAAUUAAUAUCAAAGCCAGUGAUUGCAAAUUUAGGCUUAAACUUUAAGGUGUUCCUUUCUUGGGUGUAUGUGUAUCCAUCAUUUUCUAAUGCAUUGAUUAAGUUUUCUGAA
Molecule: messenger RNA, 934 nt
Organism: Brassica rapa (field mustard)
Lineage: Eukaryota; Viridiplantae; Streptophyta; Magnoliopsida; Brassicales; Brassicaceae
Product: NDR1/HIN1-like protein 6
Biological process (GO): defense response to other organism
Cellular component (GO): plasma membrane
Source: RefSeq, a predicted model, not a curated record